GUGUGUGUGUCUUCAGGCUACCCUCCACUGCCCAGCAGCCUGUACUCCAGCCCUUACCUGUCCCUGGGGCACCUGGAUCCUCCCUCGCUCUCCCAGCACCCUCUCUACGACUCUCACAAAGAGGGCUUUUACCUGCCAGCCCCCGUGAGCCAGUUGCCUCUCCACCCUCCAUCUGCUCCUCCUCCUCCGACCGCCCCGUCCAGCUCCACACCGCCACAGAGGACGUCCCGGGACGGGGGCAGGGACCGCCCUUAUCGGGGGGAAAGGGAGCGAGAGCGGUCGAGAGAGGAGCAGAGGCCGCACAGCGUGGUGGACCUGACGCAGGACGGGAGGAGCGAGGAGGACCGCCGAGCGAGGAUCGGCGACCGGGACCGAGAGAGAGAAAUGGACCGGGACACGGAGAGAGACCGGGAGAGUUGGGCCUUCCACCCUCACCCCCACGAGCAGAAGCCCCACCCCCAGCCUUCCGCAGUGCAGCCCAGAUCCCGGCCGUCGCCUCCACGGCACUCCUUCCCUUCAGGCGGGGGUGGGAGGAUUCACGGACCAGAAACAGACAGGGGGGGUCGGGAGGAAGAGGGGGUCUCUCGACCCCACCACAACCAUAACUCUAACGCUAACUCCAAUAACUCAAACUCUCACUCAGACAGACAGCGGAGGAAUGACUCUGCGGCCACGUCGGCCGGGACCCUCCACGUCUCCUACGCCCUUCCUCCAGCGCUUCAGCCCUCCGGCGCUGGCCCGCCUCACCCCUCCACACCCAGAGAGUGUAUGAGGGAGCAGCGAGUCAGCGCACCGACAUAUGUGCCUUCUGUGGAGGUGUACGACGAGCGGGUCGGGCCCAUCCAGAUCGCCUCGCAGGCCCGCGACAAACACAGAGACAGAGAGAGGGAGCGAGAGAGGGAGCGAGAGAGGGAACAAGAGAGCGACAGAGACAGAGAACGGGAGAGAAACAGGCAGAGGGAGAGCUACAGGUUUCCUGAGAGGAGCCUGAUGGAGCAUCCUCGACUCUCCCAGCCUGGCGAUUCAAGCAAUCAAAGAGAGGAAGGUUCUGUCAUUUGUUCCAAUGGUUCCGUUGGUAAACGAGGCCAGGACGCGUCUUACUCCUCCAGUCAAUCACGGUUCAGUCCGGACUCCAGGGACAUCUCUAAACACUCAAUCCGAUUGGGCAUAGAGCGGGCGGGGGCGGAACCUAAGUGGAACGCCAUCAGCCCGUUAGCCAACUAUGCCACGAGUCACAUGGCCGCCCUGGCAGCCCAACAUGCACACACACUCUCCUCUCCCCACAGCCAGCCCAAACGCACACAGAUGUCCCCUCACACAAACCACCGGCCCAGCAGCAGCAACAACAACAACAACAACACACACUCCGCCCACAGCCAUUCCCCACAAACACACCCCUCCCAACACGGAAUGGGGCGUGCAGGUGAGGAGGGGAGUCAGAGACGCUACCUGGACCCAUCGGCACUCUACCGGCCCGGGGGGUCACUGGCAGGAGAGCGAGGCGGAGGAGCAGGGUCGGAUCCCACUGAGGUCUCAGCCAUGCAGAGUCUCAUCAAAUACAGCGGAAACUUUGCCACCGAAGGUCCGGGGUCCGCCAGGCACGCCGCGGAUGGCCGGGGGCCCUUCGGGGGUCUGGCUAGCGUCGGGAUGGAAGCCGAAAGGGAGCGGGAGAGGGAAAAGGAAAGAGAGCGAGACAGGGGGGAAAGGGAGAGGGUCUCGGUCGGAUCAGGCGGUUCGGGGGCGUUGCGGGUGCCUCCCCAGCUGAAGCGAGAGCAGGAGCGGCCAGACAGCGCCCGCUCUUUCGGCAGGGAGGGGGAGGGGGAGGUGCGCCACCCUCCGGUUGGCAUUGCUGUGGCCGUGGCCCGGCAGAGAGACAGUGGGAGCGCCAGUAAACAGACCAGUGGACCCUCAGACACUCAGAGGAACCUGCUGCAAACGGCUAUCAAAGAUGAGGAGCGAGGGGAGGACCGGGGCCGUCACCACGAUGACAGACUGCUGGCCAGCCGGCUGGAGCGCGAGCAGGAGAAAGUGCUCAGAGAGUCCAAGGAGCUGUCGGAGUUUGCUCAGAUGCAUCAAGCCCCGAUGUCGAGCAGCCUGACCCCCAGUAUGAUGACACCCAGCCUCAUGACCCCCAACCUCAUGGUCACGGGAGGGGCUGCCCUGGCGGGGGCGGGACGAUGGCAUCCCGACCCCUCAACUCUCACCUCUCACCCCUGGAUGCCCCGACCUGGAGCCCCCCCAGUCUGGCUGUCCAGCUCCCCAUACAGCCUGGGUCCUUCCUCACUCCACCAGACCCUCCCCCCAGGCUACCCACCCUCUCUGCCAGCCUCCAUGCCCCCUCACUACCAGUUUGCCAGGGACCCACAGUCUGGACAGCUAAUAGUCAUCCCCACUGAACACCUGUCACACUACGGAGGCGAUGUACUUGAGCGCGGGGCCCCGGUGUGGUCGGGGGUUUACGGUAGCGGCAGCUCGCUGCAGCACGCGGCCCAGCUCCAGCUCCUCUCCCAGCAGCAGAUGCUCCGGCAACAGGAGCUGCUCAUGAUCCAGCAGCACACGGCGCAGGUCCUGGAGCUGCAGAGGAACGCACAGCUAGUCGUAAGUGGACCUAAUGUUGUUGCAUGCAAACCACAUAUUCAAA
Molecule: messenger RNA, 2641 nt
Organism: Anarrhichthys ocellatus (wolf-eel)
Lineage: Eukaryota; Metazoa; Chordata; Actinopteri; Perciformes; Anarhichadidae
Product: trinucleotide repeat-containing gene 18 protein-like
Exons: 6
Source: RefSeq, a predicted model, not a curated record